Botrytis porri is the source of this 903-nucleotide messenger RNA. RefSeq lists its product as uncharacterized. Gene Ontology annotation, cellular component: mitochondrial membrane. The coding region runs from base 1 to 903 and encodes 300 amino acids. Gene Ontology annotation, biological process: aerobic respiration; tricarboxylic acid cycle; respiratory electron transport chain. Gene Ontology annotation, molecular function: 2 iron, 2 sulfur cluster binding; electron transfer activity. The transcript is spliced from 2 exons. Lineage: Eukaryota; Fungi; Ascomycota; Leotiomycetes; Helotiales; Sclerotiniaceae. The record is from RefSeq and is a predicted model, not a curated record.
AUGGCCUCUCUCCGCACAAGUGCCCGCAGUGCACGCGCGAUAUUCGCCGCAGCAAGACCAGCUUUCAGAACACAGAUGCGAACUAUGGCAUCAGUCGACAGUGCAGCACCUCCAAGUCCUACCGUUUCUCCUUCUCGUCCGGUGGAAUCUGCUUCGAAGACUUCCACUGUCAAGGAACCCGCUGCCGACUCUGAGUCUUUGAUCAAGACAUUCAACAUUUACAGAUGGAACCCUGAUGAGCCAACCAGCAAGCCCCGCAUGCAAUCUUAUACUUUGGAUCUCAACAAGACUGGACCUAUGAUGUUGGAUGCGCUUAUUAGAAUCAAGAAUGAGGUCGACCCUACUCUUACAUUCAGAAGAUCCUGCAGAGAAGGUAUCUGCGGUAGUUGUGCAAUGAACAUUGAUGGAGUAAACACAUUGGCUUGUUUGUGCCGCAUUCCAAGAGAUGCUAAGCACGAAACAAAGAUUUACCCACUACCCCACACCUAUGUAGUCAAGGAUAUUGUUCCAGAUUUGACACAAUUCUACAAGCAAUACAAGUCCAUUAAGCCAUAUCUUCAACACACCGACCCAGCACCAGAAGGAAAGGAAUACCUACAAUCCAAGGAGGAUCGUAAGAAGCUUGAUGGUCUGUACGAAUGUAUUCUCUGCGCAUGCUGCUCGACAUCUUGCCCAUCCUACUGGUGGAACAGUGAGGAGUACUUGGGACCAGCUAUCUUAUUGCAAAGUUACAGAUGGCUUGCGGAUUCCCGUGACCAGAAGAAGGAGGAACGUAAGGCAGCUUUGGAUAACAGCAUGAGUUUGUACAGAUGUCACACCAUUCUCAACUGCUCGAGGACAUGUCCGAAGGGAUUGAAUCCUGGUUUGGCGAUUGCGGAGAUUAAGAAGGAAAUGGCUUUCUAA